UUUUUUUAUUCUUUUGACUUUCAGUAAGCGAUGGUGACGCUUCAUCUUUUGAGAACAGCGAAAUCGUGUUAACCAGUAAAUGCAUCUUGUUUGUAUAUGUUUAGUGCAAAAUCGUGUAAAAUACUAAAUGUAUGAGCGGUGUUUUGGAUUUUCAGGGCCCCCUAGGACUUUAAGUUAAUGGAAUUCUCAUCUAGAUAUUGGCAAAAUUAUUUAUGCCUCAAUGUUAAAGGCAGACCAUCAAAUCUAUCUUAAAUAUUUCACUUUCAUUUGUGAAGAUAAAUUCAACAGUUGCAGGCAAAUAUUCGCAAGAGGAAUCCGACACGCUUUUUUAAAACAUGGGCAAAUUUUCAUCGUGUUUUUUUUCCCGAUGUGCUCACAGCAAACAUGGAAUUUAUCAUUAAUUACAAAUAUCACACGUUCAUCAUGAUGAAAGUUUCUGGAUAUAUGGUCGAGCAUAUCCUAAUUUCGCACGUCAACGAAAAUCUAAACUUUGGAAAAGUAACAUGAAGAUCCGUACUAAAACAAACAUAGAGUGUUUGGGCAUUUUAAGAAUGCGAAGUGUAUGUGGUGAUUCCUGUCUUCAGUUUGCAAAAAGUCAAAAGUUUUGCCGAAGACGCGACCGUCUGCAGACCCAAGACGCCGCGAGAAAUAAACAAGCCUUCUGGCGAAGCAACACCCAGCAAGUUACCUGAACGUCGGGUCACAAGAAAAAACAACACACCUGGAUGCCAGAGAAGAGACGCUUGUCCAUGUGUGUGGGUUGUGGUUCCCAGAUUCACGACCAGUUCAUUUUAAGGGUGGCCCCCGAUUUGGAAUGGCAUGCUUCGUGUUUAAAGUGUGCCGAAUGCAACCAAUUUUUGGACGAGAGUUGUACAUGCUUUGUGAGGGAAGGAAAAACUUAUUGUCGGAAAGAUUACGUUAGGAACUUUGGAGCUAAAUGUGCAAAAUGUAACUUGUCAUUCGGUAAAAGCGAUUUUGUGAUGAGAGCGCGAGACCAUGUAUACCAUAUAGACUGUUUUCGUUGUGUUGCAUGUAGCAGACAAUUAAUUCCUGGCGAUGAAUUCGCCUUAAAAGACGAUGAACUAUUUUGUAAAGCGGACCAUGACGUCGUAGAAAGGUCCUCAUCCACCAAAGAAAACGGAAACGGAAGUAGCGCCGAAGAAGACAGUCCCAAAUCGUCAAAAAUCCGGAAAAUCAGCAGCAGCAAUAAUGAUGACAACAACAAUAAUAGUGACAUUCAAAAAGGAGGAUUACAUUUGGCGGGUCGAGUGGAGCAGGUUUCAAAUUCGUCGAAGUCCAACGGCAUGCGGGGGCAUCUACAUAAAUCCGAACAGAAGCCUACCCGGGUACGGACAGUACUUAAUGAAAAACAGCUACAUACUCUACGCACGUGUUACAAUGCUAACCCUCGGCCCGACGCUCUCAUGAAAGAACAGUUAGUGGAAAUGACAGGGCUAAGCCCGAGGGUUAUCCGAGUGUGGUUUCAGAACAAACGGUGUAAGGAUAAAAAGAGAAGCAUCCUGAUGAAACAGAUUCAGCAGCAACAACAGGAAAAGAAUGGAGGUAGAUUGCAUGGUCCGCUACAAGGAGUGCCGAUGGUAGCUUCGAGUCCAGUUCGUCACGAAAGCCCAAUGCAGGCUAAUCCUGUAGAAGUUCAAAGCUAUCAGCCGCCAUGGAAAGCUCUGAGCGAAUUCGCCAUGCAGAGCGAACUAGAGCAUCCACCAUUUCAACAACUGAUGAAUUCCUUUGACACCAUAGAUUCUGACGACACUUCGUCGUAUCACAAUGACGGCUAUACGGACGGGUACGGCCAUGGGUGGAUGAACGGCGAUCUCGACGGAAAUUGUUCCGAUUCGGACUUUCCCGGAACACCUUCGGAAAUGUCAAGUCCACUCAGCCAAUAAUGUUACGGAAUUAAUAUAUCAAAAAAUAAUCAUGGAGAAGUUGUGACAUUUCUUCAGAAUUCCAAACUACAUAAAUCAAUCCAGAAAUGAAUAAGGAGGCUUGGGUCUCAUUCAGGGAAAGACUGCACAUUGUGUUUGUCGGGUCAUGUGUUUUAUGACGUGAUUCCCGCCAUUCGUACACUACUGAAUAUCUAUGCUCAGAGACGUUUUGUAAAUUCUAGAUGUUGUGACCACUUGCGUGCUGCUUUCUUAUUGAACUUUUGUAAAUAAAACAAAACACAAAGAGACAUUAAAGCCGUCAGUUUACUGCAAAAGUAUGAAACGAGAAAUAUUUCACAACAGAAAACAGGCAAUGACGUCAAUAUUUCUCAACACAAAUAUGACGUCGUCUUCGGCAGUUUUCGGACUUUACCUACUCUUCUCCGCUUUAGGAGGCCAGCUUUAGUUAAUACACUAAGACCGUUAACUGUACAAAUAUAUCAACUGUAUUUCAGAUUUCUAUUUAUUAUCAUUAUUUAUUUAUUAAACAAUGCAUGUAACA
Ostrea edulis (European flat oyster) is the source of this 2445-nucleotide messenger RNA. RefSeq names its product insulin gene enhancer protein isl-1-like. The transcript is spliced from 6 exons. Gene Ontology annotation, molecular function: DNA-binding transcription factor activity, RNA polymerase II-specific; cis-regulatory region sequence-specific DNA binding. Gene Ontology annotation, biological process: positive regulation of transcription by RNA polymerase II; axonogenesis; neuron fate specification. NCBI's taxonomy places the organism in Eukaryota, Metazoa, Mollusca, Bivalvia, Ostreida, Ostreidae. Gene Ontology annotation, cellular component: nucleus. The record is from RefSeq and is a predicted model, not a curated record. Bases 726 to 1904 code for a protein of 392 amino acids.